UAUAACAUUUCUCAUUUACGAGUAAAAACGGUCAGACGUGGCUGUAUAUAUUCGAUACGCUUUCGUUUAAAAAAUGUCCGUGUCGUACGCGGUUUCCCGUGCAUUGAGGGGCGCGUCCCCGUUCUUUUUUCAAAAAAGAUUCGAAUCGACGGUGGCCAGUUUGACAAAGGACGAGAUUUUGAUUUUAUUAAGACCCCCAUCCACGAACUGGAGCAACAUUAUACGCGACGCUGAAAAAGUUGUGGGCUAUCCUACGUCGUUCAUGAAUUUGAGAUGUCUUUUGAGCGACGAGUUUGCGAAUAUGGCGCUAUAUUUGAGAAAAUUGGUUGGCAGCAACCACUUGGUAAUGAAGACGGCCAAGAACAUCCUGUACGGUGACUCGAAGAACCUUCAACCGUGGGGUCUCGUUAUGCUACUUCUAUCCAAGUCCGUAAAAGCCAACGUAGCCUCACCACAGAGUAAAACGAUAGAGGAACAACAAAAAAUGCUCGCGGAGCUAACUGAGAUGAUUAGAACUGGACAUCUGAUACAUAAAGGAAUAGUGAACGUACCAUUUACAAAACGCUCUAAAGAUACCGAAUCAGCGAUAUUCGGUAAUAAAAUAGCAAUCCUACUUGGAGAUUAUUUACUUGUAACAGCUAACGGUAUGCUCGCGAACCUUAGAAAUUCUGAUGUAUCAUACAUUAUAUCUACCGCUUUAAAAGAUUUGUCUGAAGGUGAAUUUUUUGGCGAGAGAGACGAACAGAACAUGCCUCUACCUGGUAAACCUAAUAAGAAUAUUGAUGAUAUACAAAUUACUUUUGAUACGACUUCUAUAACUGUUGAUAAAGUGAUUGGCAAGCCCACAACUGAAUGGACAGCGAGAUCUGUGUUCAAUGGAGUCAGUUUAUUGGGCAGAGGAUGUCAAGCGUCUAUGGUUUUAAAUAAACAGAGCAGAGAUAUGCAAAAUCUUGCUUAUUAUUUCGGCUGUCAUGUUGGUUUGGCUUGGCAAGCGGCAACGGAAAUGCAACAACUGACUUCUGACAGCAAAGACCAAUUUUGCUUGGCCAGCGCACCGGUUUUGUUCGCUUUGGAAGGCAAUCCCGAUCUAUACAAGAUUAUUGAUCAAGCGAAAAACGAUGUUAAAGAUGUGGAUUAUGAAGAUUUGAAGUUUAAUAUUUUAAAAACUGACGCCGUUGAUAAAACCAAGAGGCUGUAUGAAGAACAUGCAAAAAAAGCGACUGCGUACAUCGAUAGCAUGGGCGAAAACGAAUCGAUUGAUAUGAUCAAAAAAUUAAUUAAUACGUUCUGAUUUUUGAAUGAAUAUUAAUGCAUUAACUUCGUUUUUGAGUUUAGUCUUGCCUUUAAAUAAAUAUAUCUUUUGGUUUUAUUUAGUUUUAUAAAUGAACUCAG
Plodia interpunctella (Indianmeal moth) is the source of this 1392-nucleotide messenger RNA. RefSeq names its product all trans-polyprenyl-diphosphate synthase PDSS2-like. Gene Ontology annotation, cellular component: mitochondrion; transferase complex. The record is from RefSeq and is a predicted model, not a curated record. Gene Ontology annotation, molecular function: prenyltransferase activity. The transcript has 2 exons. The coding region runs from base 74 to 1291 and encodes 405 amino acids. Gene Ontology annotation, biological process: ubiquinone biosynthetic process; isoprenoid biosynthetic process. Lineage: Eukaryota; Metazoa; Arthropoda; Insecta; Lepidoptera; Pyralidae.